Messenger RNA from Telopea speciosissima, 1517 nucleotides. Its product is annotated as COP9 signalosome complex subunit 4. The coding region runs from base 156 to 1349 and encodes 397 amino acids. Gene Ontology annotation, cellular component: cytosol; COP9 signalosome. Lineage: Eukaryota; Viridiplantae; Streptophyta; Magnoliopsida; Proteales; Proteaceae. The transcript has 14 exons. The record is from RefSeq and is a predicted model, not a curated record.
GGAAGGCAGAGAGAGGAAGGCCGGAAAUUAUAGAGAGUUAAUAGGGACUCUACAGCUUCACUCGAGGUUUUGAGGCAAAAGCGUCACCAUAACCGACGGGUAUAAAAACUAGGGUUUCGAGUUGUACGACCUCGACGACGAUCACUCGGCAAGCCAUGGAGAGUGCCCUCGCGAACGCCUCUGCGAUCGGUGACCAGAGGCAAAAGAUCGAACAGUACAAGCUUAUACUAUCGUCUGUUCUCGCAUCCAACGACAUCAAACAAGCAAAGAAGUUUAUCGAUCACAUGGUAUCCGACGACGUUCCCCUGGUGGUGUCCCGACAAUUGCUGCAGACUUUUGCGCAGGAUUUGGGAAGGUUGGAACCCGAGACCCAAAAGGAGAUUGCGCAUUAUGCUCUUAAUCAGAUUCAACCUCGAGUUGUUUCGUUUGAGGAACAGGUGUUGAUUAUCAGAGAGAAGCUUGCGGAGCUGUAUGAAUCUGAGCAGCAGUGGUCAAAAGCAGCUCAAAUGCUUAGUGGCAUUGAUCUAGAUUCUGGAAUCAGGAUGCUUGAUGAGGCCUACAAGCUAUCCAAAUGCGUACAAAUUGCUCGCCUAUAUCUUGAGGAUGAUGAUGCUGUAAAUGCGGAAGCUUUUAUCAAUAAAGCUUCUUUCUUGGUUAGCAAUAGUCAACAUGAAGUGUUGAACUUACAGUACAAGGUUUGUUAUGCAAGGAUUUUAGAUUUAAAGCGGAGGUUCUUGGAAGCUGCUCUACGUUACUAUGACAUCUCUCAAAUUGAAAAGCGACAAAUUGGAGAUGAGUGGAUAGAUGAGGAUGCUUUGGAGCAAGCUCUGACCGCUGCUGUUACAUGCACAAUUUUGGCUGCUGCUGGUCCCCAACGUUCUCGUGUUCUUGCCACUUUAUAUAAGGAUGAACGUUGCUCAAAGUUAAAGAUUUACCCAAUAUUGCAGAAGGUGUAUUUGGAGAGAAUUUUGAGAAAACCAGAAAUUGAUGCAUUUGCUGAAGAACUAAAAGCACAUCAGAAAGCACUUUUGCCAGACAAUUUUACCGUGUUGGAUCGUGCUAUGAUUGAACAUAAUCUUCUUAGUGCGAGCAAACUUUACACAAACAUAAGCUUUGAGGAGCUUGGCACAUUGUUGGGUAUUGCUCCUCAGAAGGCUGAAAAGAUAGCUUCAAGAAUGAUAUUAGAAGAUAGAAUGAGAGGAUCAAUUGAUCAGGUUGAAGGUGUCAUACAUUUUGAGGAUGACACAGAAGAGCUGCAACAAUGGGACCAACAGAUUGUGGGACUCUGUCAAGCCCUUAAUGACAUUCUGGACAGCAUGGCGAAGAAGGGUCUGCCAGUCCCUGUUUGAACUGCUUCAGGGCCUCAGUGGUGCCAAGGGAACCAAGGGAAGAUUGAUAGGAUGAGUGCCUGGCUUGAGAUUAAACUAGAUAUACAUGUGUAGUUUAAGGACGUCACAUUUUUCUUAUUUUUUGUAAUUAUUUCAGUUUUGCAUCUUUAAUCUUUCAUGACAAUGCGA